AUGACUACAGAAUCCGGAUCAGACUCUGAAUCUAAGGAUCAGGAUCAAGAGCAGAAAGAAUCUUCUGGUCAACAAGGAACAGUGGGGCCCCAAGAACAGCAGCAGCAACUCAGUGAAGAACACCAGAAUGUAUUAGAGCAAUUCUCUGCUGUAGCAGCCCAUAGCACUCCCGUGAAAAAGGAGCAGGGCACUGUCAAAGAACGCGAAUUUGCUGCGGCAGCUGCAAAACAACUGGAAUACCAGCAGUUUGAAGACGACAAGCUAUCUCAGAAGUCAUCCUCAAGUAAACUCUCUAGGUCUCCUCUAAAGAUAGUCAAAAAACCAAAAAGUAUGCAGUGCAAAGUGAUCCUCUUGGAUGGCUCAGAAUAUGGCUGUGAAGUGGAGAAACGCUCAAAGGGCCAGGUGCUGUUUGACAAAGUCUGUGAGCACUUGAAUCUCUUGGAGAAGGACUACUUUGGGCUAACGUACAGAGACAUGGAAAACCAGAAGAACUGGUUGGAUCCAGCCAAGGAAAUAAAGAAGCAGAUCCGAAGUGGUGCUUGGCAGUUCUCAUUUAAUGUGAAAUUUUACCCUCCUGAUCCUGCCCAGCUUACGGAAGAUAUCACCAGGUACUACCUGUGCUUGCAGUUGAGAGAUGACAUAGUUUCUGGACGACUGCCAUGCUCUUUUGUCACACUAGCGCUGUUGGGCUCCUAUACAGUUCAGUCAGAACUUGGAGAUUAUGAUCCUGAGGAAUACGGGAGUGAAUAUGUCAGUGAUUUUCGCUUUGCUCCAAACCAUACUAAAGAACUGGAAGACAAAGUAAUAGAGCUUCACAAAAGCCACAGGGGAAUGACACCUGCAGAAGCUGAGAUGCAUUUCCUGGAGAAUGCCAAAAAACUGUCCAUGUAUGGAGUAGAUCUACACCAUGCCAAGGAUUCUGAAGGAGUCGAAAUCAUGUUAGGGGUUUGUGCAAGUGGUCUUUUGAUAUACCGUGACAGACUCAGAAUAAACAGGUUUGCCUGGCCCAAGGUUCUCAAAAUUUCAUACAAGAGGAACAACUUCUACAUCAAAAUCCGGCCGGGGGAGUUUGAGCAGUUUGAAAGCACUAUUGGUUUUAAAUUACCGAAUCAUCGUGCUGCAAAGCGUCUGUGGAAAGUUUGUGUCGAACAUCAUACGUUUUUCAGGCUCUUGCUACCUGAAGCCCCUCCCAAAAAAUUCCUCACCCUGGGUUCCAAGUUUCGCUACAGCGGGAGGACGCAGGCCCAAACAAGGAGAGCCAGUGCGUUGAUAGACCGCCCAGCACCUUACUUUGAGCGUUCUUCAAGCAAACGCUAUACUAUGUCUCGCAGCCUAGAUGGGGCAUCAGUGAAUGAAAACCAUGAAAUGUACAUGAAGGAUUCUAUGUCUGCUGCAGAGGUUGGUACUGGCCAGUACGCCACAACAAAGGGCAUCUCUCAAACCAACUUGAUAACCACUGUGACUCCAGAGAAAAAGGCAGAAGAAGAGAAGGACGAGGAACAGAGUAAAAGAAAGAAAGAGGAAGUCACUCCAGUCUCAGCAAUACGACAUGAUACCAAGCCACCUUUGCCUGGCACUGAUGCAUCACACCCAUCUCCAUCCUCACAAUCUAGCCCCCUUGAGCCAUCGACAAAUCUCCGCAGGAGAUGCAAGGAAAAUGGUCGAAAGUCAUUCGAUUGUGAGGCAUCCAAAAGCUCUGUUCAAAAGCUCAGCGAGUCUGACUUGGACUCUGAUAGAAAAGGAAAAGUUUGCUUGGUUGAACAAGAUAUGGCGUUUAGCUAUAAGCAAAAAGCUGGCAAAGGUGGAACAUUGUUUUCCUUCUCCUUGCAACUUCCAGAAUCAUUCCCUUCUCUCCUAGAUGAUGAUGGCUACUUAUCCUUUCCUAAUCUCUCGGAAACCGACUUCCUCCCAGAAAGCAUACAGCAUUUUCUCCCUAUUCGCUCACCUUCCCUCGUGCCUUGUUUCCUUUUCAUAUUUUUCUUUCUGCUGUCUGCCUCUUUCUCAGUGCCAUACGCCCUCACUCUCUCCUUUCCUCUGGCUAUGUGCCUCUGCUACCUGGAGCCCAAGGCGGCCUCCUUGAGUGCUUCACUUGACAAUGACCUGAGUGACAGUUCAGAUGAAGAGACAGACAGUGAAAGGACAGAUACUGCUGCUGAUGGUGAAACUACUGCCACAGAGUCAGAUCAGGAGGAAGACGGUGAUCUCAAGGCACAGAGUAGUCUGAUUAAGCGCAUAAAGGGUGAAAAUGUGUAUGUCAAACAUAGUAAUCUUAUGUUAGAGGAACUGGAUAAAAACCAAGAAGACCUGAUGAAACAUCAGACAAAUAUAAGUGAGCUGAAACGGACAUUCUUGGAAACCUCCACAGAUAUCUCAGGGACCAAUGAAUGGGAAAAGAGGCUUUCUACGUCACCAGUCCGGCUUGCUGCAAGACAAGAGGAAGCUCCUAUGAUAGAACCACUUGUGCCUGAAGAAACCAAAGAAGAAAGAGAAAAAUCUGAAAAACGUAUAUUUUUGCAGACGGAGAACACUACGUACCUUGAUUCUCAGGGCACUGAGGAUUGGGUUAUUGUAGACAAAGUACCCACUGAGGUAGUUGAUGGUGAAUCGAAAACCAUCGUGACAUACAAAGUAAUGACUGUGAGCAGUAAAACUGGUGACAUCCCAGCCAAGCUUUUAAAACCCACAACCACUGAUAUGCAGACCUUUGAGGACUUGGAAGGUGAAUUGCAGUGGACAGAUGAGAAUAAGCAGAAAAUGUACACCUUAGGAAAAUCGUACGAUACUGUCUCUGGGAAAAUUGUAACCAUGACCUCUAAAAUAAAAGAGGGAGAAAAAGGUGUGCCAUCGUCACUCGAAGCGUUACAAAAAAUGGAAAUGGCUGCGCCAGAAUCUGUGAAAAUCAUUCCUGUAGUAGCAGAGUACGAAAUUCUAGAACCAAUCACAGAUGGAGAUUCCAGAAGGUUAUCUGAUGCAAAAAGAAGGGUGUCGGAAUCAUUAACUCCCAUUAAAGAGGCUGAUUCCCGGCUGCAGAGUCCCGAAGAGGAGAGUUUGAAGAAGAUAGAGAAAAUGGAUCAGGAUUUGCGGCUGCGUGGUACGGUGGGGAGCGUGCAGAUGGCCAGAGCUGAAAAACCUCUUGACAGUGAAAGACUAAAAGGAGACCCAUUUGGUCGGAAAGAGAAGAGUAUAUCAGAAUGGAAAUAUUCCAGAGAGCCGCCCUUUACCAUUGCUACUGCUCACUAUGUUACCGAAUCAUCCGCAUCAAGAGUAGUGACAAAACAACUCUCCAGUGAAAAAACUUUGGAUGGUUCAGAUAUCUUCACUUUAAUAGAAUCUGCAAGAAAGCCAACUGAGUUCAUAGGAGGGGUUACAUCUACUUCACCUAGCUGGGCUCAGAAAACACAAGCAAAGGCCGAUCAGGAGGUAUGUCCUGGUGAAAAGAAGACGGAGGAGCAACAGCAAGAGGAGACCAUGGUGAAGGUUGUGCAGGAAACUGUAUUGGUCGAGGAGAAACAUGUGAUAAAUGUGCAUGCAAGUGGGGAUGCUGCUCAUUUGGCUGGCGUUCAGCUGGAUGCUCCAGCGCAGGCAAUGCCUCAUGUGGCUUCUGGCACCCAAGGGAAGGAGGGCUGUGCUGUGACUGAGGGGGCUAAAGUGGAAACGGGGCAGGAGGCUGAGCAAGCGGUAACCAGACAGGAAGAAACGGCCACUGUUUCUCAUGAUCAAGAGGAGGAGCAGAGUGCAGCAGCCCUGGUUCUGGAUGCACUGGAAAGAAAACCUCUUUUUGAGUCACCAAUUGUGAAGACUGAAACAAUUAGUUUUGGAAGUGUUUCUUCAGGUGGGGAGAAAGUGGAAAUUUCUAUGAAGGAAGUGCCCAUCGUUCAUACUGAAACAAAAACUAUUACAUAUGAGUCAUCUGAGGCAGAUCCUUGUGCCGAUUCAGAUCCCGGAGUUCUGAUGAGCGCACAGACCAUCACAUCUGAAACUACCAGUACUACAACUACUACACACAUCACCAAAACAGUGAAAGGAGGCAUAUCAGAGACAAGAAUUGAAAAACGAAUAGUCAUCACAGGAGAUGCAGACAUUGACCACGAUCAGGCGCUGGCUCAGGCAAUUAAAGAGGCCAAAGAGCAGCACCCUGACAUGUCAGUGACCAAAGUAGUGGUACAUAAAGAGACAGAAAUCACACCAGAAGAUGGGGAGGAUUGACCACAGGAAUAACGUAGCUUUCAUAUGAAUUCAGUCAUGUACGCCAUUGGGAAUAACAGAACCAACAUGGAGUCUUGGUUCUCCCCAGCAGGCUUACAUCUCUCCAGAGAAAAUUUCAGUGUGGAAGAACUGAUCUUGAUUGCUACUAAAGACACUGGCAGAAAUAUUGUCCCAUUUACAGCAAUCUGAAUCACCAUUAGUAACCCAAUAUUGCAUGAAGCAGCAAACAAAUUACAAAAAAGGCAGCAUUUUAAUUUUCCAAAACUAAGUUUCCAUCUAUACCUGCACGUUCAUCACCAGUAUAAAACAGCGAUCUCAUGUUACACAUAAAACAGCCAAUGCCUUCACAGAUUAUUGGAAGUAUAAACAGAUCACAUUUUCUUAGGUGGCAAAACUUUUGUUUAGGGUAAAUGAAGAUUACCCUAUAACGCUAAAAGCUGUAUAGGUACUGUGUAUAAUGUUUUAUCACCUUAGAUGUGCCAAUAACACAGUUUAUUCAGUAAACACUUUGAAUCAUAUACUUAUGUCAUCUGGUUUUGUUAUUGUCUAAUAAACAAUGAUCAAUCUCUAACGUUGUUUAAAUGGUUACAAGAUGUGCUUUGUUUACCUGGUUUUAAACCUCUAAUAGGUAUCAAUAAUUUUAGAUUAUUCAAAGUUUAAAGUUAGAAAUCUUCCACCCUUCACAAAUUCUUAUCCUAUAAAUUGUUGUGAUUAUUUUAAAGUGUAUGCGUUCAUUAGCAUUACAGCAUUAUUACUCUGAAAUCUUGAUUUAAAAAAAAAAUAUUUCCCUUUCGUUCUCAGAGAAAAUGUUUCUUUUCAGAGUGUGGUUGCAUUUUCCUAUCUAGGACAGAGUUAAGCCUUAAACUGUACAGAACACCUACUGAAAAAUUCUUUGGUAUUUGGUUUUCACAUCCAUUUAAGGGAUACUAUCUUCAUUACACUGUCAGUCACAUCACAACACAUGGUGAAUGUAUGUUUCUGCAUAGUGAAAUAAAAGUGGUAAAUGCAUCCAAA
Euleptes europaea (tarantolino) is the source of this 5220-nucleotide messenger RNA. RefSeq names its product erythrocyte membrane protein band 4.1 like 3 (gene EPB41L3). Gene Ontology annotation, cellular component: cytoskeleton; plasma membrane. Gene Ontology annotation, biological process: cortical actin cytoskeleton organization. NCBI's taxonomy places the organism in Eukaryota, Metazoa, Chordata, Lepidosauria, Squamata, Sphaerodactylidae. Gene Ontology annotation, molecular function: actin binding; structural molecule activity. The transcript is spliced from 25 exons. Bases 1 to 4206 code for a protein of 1401 amino acids. The record is from RefSeq and is a predicted model, not a curated record.